CUUACUGCGUUGUGUGCUGACAGCCGUUUCCAGGAAGGAAGUAUCUCGCUAGCUGUAUCAGAUAGCUAGCCAUGUUUUUUGCGUUGUAGUCAGAGCCAGUAACGUUAAUGUAGUGUCAGAAAAAAAAUAGUUUAUACCUCAGACUCACAGAAAAGUAGAUCUUUCAGACACGUCCUUUUUAGAUCUCUGUAACAGAAACCCCAAGUGGAUAUUAGCUAGCUAGCAAGCAAACGGAUUGUCAACGCUGGUAGUGUUAGAUGACACUAGCUAGCGUGUGCUAACUAGUGUGUGUAGUCAGCGACUUUGCAACUAACUAGCUAUCUUGAAAAGUCCACUUACAUAAAAGCUAGUGACAGUAGACUUUUGAGUGUGUUUAAAUCAACGCUUUCCCACAGCAACCCAAAUCAGAAAAUACCACAGGACCUUGAUUACCAACUGCAGGACAAGGUUUAACCUUUUGGGGAGCUUUAGGUUUCUCUCCCCAUGACAACGCGACACUAUGACAACGGCAGCUCCAGUAGCGAUGCCGAGUGCCAAGGCUUGGAGGAUGAGAGCAGCAUGGACAAUGUGGAGCUUGCCGAGCUUGGACCACUGCUGAGUCUAGAAAAGGCUAUAAAGCUCAGAAAGGGUGCGACAGCAUUCCCAGGUGCAGAUGUUGGUGAUGAUGACAGUGACAAAGAGGAGGAGGAGGAGGAGGAGGAAGACUUGCGGAUUGUCACACUGCCUUUGCAAGCGCACCAUGCAAUGGAAAAGAUGGAGGAGUUUGUACAUAAGGUAUGGGAAGGACGUUGGCGAGUGAUCCCUUUUCACUUGCUUCCUGACUGGCUGAAAGAUAAUGACUACCUACUUCAUGGUCACCGCCCACCCAUGCCAUCAUUCCGAGCCUGCUUCAGAAGCAUCUUCAGGAUCCAUACAGAAACGGGGAACAUCUGGUCACACUUACUGGGGCUGAUUCUCUUCCUGUGUCUGGGCACUCUGACCAUGCUGAGGCCGAAUGUGUCCUUCAUGGCUCCCUUGCAGGAGAAGGUGGUGUUCGGCAUGUUUUUCCUGGGUGCUGUGCUCUGUCUCUGCUUCUCUUGGCUCUUCCACACUGUCUACUGCCAUUCAGAGAAAGUAUCCAGAACAUUCUCUAAGUUGGACUACUCUGGCAUAGCUCUGCUCAUAAUGGGCUCAUUCGUGCCGUGGCUCUAUUACUCGUUCUACUGUUCUCCACAGCCAAGGCUCAUCUACCUCUCUGUGGUGUGUGUGCUGGGCAUCUCUGCCAUUAUUGUGGCACAGUGGGACCGCUUUGCCACGCCACGCCACCGACCUACACGUGCAGGUGUGUUCCUUGGCCUGGGGCUUAGUGGAAUCAUUCCCACAAUGCACUUUACGAUCACUGAAGGCUUUGUGAAGGCCACAACAGUGGGCCAGAUGGGCUGGUUCAUCCUAAUGGCUGCCAUGUACAUCACUGGAGCUGGCCUCUAUGCUGCACGCAUCCCUGAACGCUUCUUCCCUGGGAAAUGUGACAUCUGGUUUCAGUCUCAUCAGAUAUUCCAUGUGCUGGUUGUGGCUGCAGCAUUCAUUCACUUCUAUGGCAUCUCCAACCUGCAGGAGUUUCGCUAUGGCCUCGGAGGUGGCUGCACAGAUGAUUCCCUCCUCUAAACCAUGCCAUCAUCCCUACUACAUCCUACUAAAUUCUUUCCCUACUGCUUUCCCCAUCAUCAUGUCCCUCUUUCUCAGCACUGGAGUGCCGAUUGAACCCUUUUGGAACAGUCACAGCCAGAAGCAGCCAGUGCAUCCAAAGUGAACAAAGAUCAAAGCCUGUACUGACUAAUAUUUGUUAUUGAUUUUAAGGGUGAUGACGACAUGUUUGUGAUCACAUGUUUUAUCAUUGAAAAUACUUGAACGUUUUUGAUGAACAAAAAUCUCAGAUCUGUGUUUAGUGUUCACAGUUCAAAAUGUUUUUAAAAGUGCAUCUUGGGACAUUUUUAGUGAUAGAUCACUGACAGCUGUCUGAGCAGCACUACCUCUUUUUCUCUGAUCCAGUCUCUGCACACUGUCAUUUAAGCAUGCUUCACAUCUGUGAGCAGGAACUAUUGGUUUGGGGAACUAUAAUUUAUCUAAUUUUACAAAACCAGAACUUUAUAAAAAAUGGUUAUAAAAUGGGAAUGUUGUUCAUUGGCUGUAAAUAUUGUCAUAUGAUGUAAAGAUUGUGGCAAAACUAAUUUUCUUAGAUAAAAUUUGGUUGUUGGAAGUUUUCCUGUAAA
This is a messenger RNA of Electrophorus electricus (electric eel), 2249 nucleotides long. It is a transcript of the gene adipor1b, whose product is annotated as adiponectin receptor 1b. Lineage: Eukaryota; Metazoa; Chordata; Actinopteri; Gymnotiformes; Gymnotidae. Gene Ontology annotation, cellular component: plasma membrane. Gene Ontology annotation, molecular function: signaling receptor activity. The record is from RefSeq and is a predicted model, not a curated record. Gene Ontology annotation, biological process: adiponectin-activated signaling pathway.